Dermacentor andersoni is the source of this 719-nucleotide messenger RNA. RefSeq lists its product as uncharacterized. The record is from RefSeq and is a predicted model, not a curated record. Lineage: Eukaryota; Metazoa; Arthropoda; Arachnida; Ixodida; Ixodidae.
ACCGCGUCGCGUCCCGUAUAUAAAGGCACCGGGCCCGGUCAAAAGUCACCACUGGCCUGCUGAGCUGGGAGUCAUGCGCGCCUGUAUCUUCGUGCUGCCUGCCCUCGUGGCAGUCGCAUCCGCCGGGCUUUUCGGUGGCGGUGGAGGAGGAGGCGGUUUCGGCGGCGGCGGUGGCUUUGGCGGUGGCGGGGGCUUUGGCGGCGGCGGCGGCGGUGGCCACGUCGUGACCUCAUCCGUCUCCUACAUCGCAAAGCCCGUGGUCAGCGUCGGCUACGUUGCCAAGCCCGUGGUCAGCUACGUCGCCAAGCCCGUUACGACAGUGACGCAUGCGCUCAAGCCGGUGCUCACCUACACCAUCUCCAGUGGCGGUGGAGGAUUCGGCGGUGGCGGCGGAUUCGGUGGCGGUGGAUUCGGCGGCGGCGGUGGUGGCUUCGGCGGUGGUGGUGGCGGUGGCGGUGGCCAUGGUGGAUGGGACUGGUGGUGAAAAGACAGCCGCCUGCUAGCCAACGAUUAUUGCUCUAUUCGGUAGGUUUGACAUGGGUGCUGCACCUUCAGCGACAAAAAGGUACCAACCAGCCACAAGCCAGAAACCGCUGCCAAAGACGCUGCAAAAACCAGCGUGUCUGCCGUGCCUUCAGGAAGAAAUAAUGAUACUCCGCUUAAGAAAGUUUCAGUCCGAACUCCGGGUACCUGUCAAUAAAGUUUUUUUUUCUAUUGUU